This is a messenger RNA of Ostertagia ostertagi, 402 nucleotides long. Lineage: Eukaryota; Metazoa; Nematoda; Chromadorea; Rhabditida; Trichostrongylidae. The record is from the annotation of a GenBank genome assembly.
GUGCCACAAUUCUUGCUGGAGCAUGCAUCGGAGAAUAAUCAGCCAUUGCGAAUUGUAUGUACUCAACCGCGUCGGCUACCAGCAAUCGCUGUGGCAAAUCGUGUUGCUAGAGAGCGUGGAGAAAGCCUUGGUUCCACUGUCGGCUAUCACAUUCGCCUAGAGCAGAGGACUUCGCCUCAAACUGUCCUCACGUACUGUACAAGUGGUGUUCUGCUGAGAAUGCUAACGCAAGAUGAUGCAGCGCGUGAUAUAUCCCACAUCAUUCUGGAUGAGAUACAUGAGCGGGAACAGAAUACCGAUUACUUGUUGAUAGCGCUGAAACAGGCCUUGAAAAAGCGGAACGAUUUGAAGGUGAAAUUCAACAGCCGUACCACAAUUUAUCCUACUAUAUGUGUUUAUUAG